Messenger RNA from Oikopleura dioica, 1527 nucleotides. NCBI's taxonomy places the organism in Eukaryota, Metazoa, Chordata, Appendicularia, Copelata, Oikopleuridae. The record is from the annotation of a GenBank genome assembly.
AUGAAGUUGUCAAGUGCUCUUUUGGCAGUUUCUGCUUACAGCAGCCCAACUCAGUUGAAUGCUGAUAAGGCGACAGAAGUAGACACGAAAGAUGCUGGCUGGAUCAGCUGCUACUACACCAACUGGUCCCAGUACCGGCCAGACUAUGGCACGUACUUUCCGGAAGACAUGGACGCCUCUCUCUGCACCCAUCUGAUCUACGCUUUUGCCGAAAUGCACAAUACAGGCAGCGAAUGGACGAUCAAGGAGUACGAAUGGAACGACGAGGCAAUGUACGCCAGAUUCAUGGCGAACAAAAAGGGCGCAAAGACGCUCCUCGCCGUCGGCGGCUGGAAUCACGGAAGCACUCGAUUCACCCAAAUGCUCGACUCUGGCGAAAGUGGAAUUCGAAAAUGGGCCCAAAACUCCAUCGCCUUCUGCAAGCGACACGGCUUCGACGGCUUCGAUGUCGAUUGGGAGUACCCAGCGAUGACGACUGUCGACGUUUCGCCUCAAGAAGACUAUUACCGGUACCAGCGAAUGAUCGAAAUUCUCAGGGAAGAAGUCGACAAGCACCCAGGCUUCUUGCUGACUGUUGCCGUCGGCAUCCCAGAAAAAAUGAUCUACCGAAUCGACGGAAAGAACCCGGCGUACGACGUCGUCCAUUUGACGCAACACGUGGACAUGGUCAAUUUGAUGGCGUACGACGUGCACGGUCAUUGGGAGGACAAGACUGGACACCAAAUGCCGGCCCACAUCAAAAGAGCCGACGACCGACUGGGCUACACCGACAGCGUCGAGUGGAUUUUGGAAAACUGGAUCGUCCAAGGCGCGAAUCCCCAGAAGUUGAGCUUGGGACUCGCCUCCUACGGUCGUGGCUUCACCCUGGAAUCCUCCGCCAAUCACGGGUACAUGGCUCCCGCCAAGCUCGACACCAACACCGGACUCUACUCUGGCGCGCCGGGCAAGUACACUCGCGAGCCGGGCUUCUUGUCUUACUACGAAAUCUGCGAGAAGAUCAACGAAGGCUGGAAGACGGUCUGGGACGAGGAGAUCUCAGCCACUUACGCUCACGGCGGCGACCAAUGGAUCGGCUUUGACAACGAAGAAAGCAUCCGAUACAAGGUGAAAUUGGCGAAACACUACCGCCUCGGUGGAAUUAUGUGGUGGACACUUGACGACGACGACUUCAAAGGAAACUACUGCGGAUCUCGAUAUCCUCUUCUUUCCGCUGGUUACGACGAGUGGUUCCACGGCGGAGCAGCGCCAACCGGCGGCCCGACCACACCUAAUUCAUCAACCACGAGGUCGACAACUACAACUAAGCAAACAACGACCUCGAACGGUGUCACGCCCGAUUGCGGUAACUCGCCUGACGGUUACUACAACCACCCGCAGUACUGCGACCACUACUUCCAGUGCUCCAACGGAAUCCUGUACGACUUCACCUGUCCUCCAGGAACUUACUGGGAGCCGAACUCGCGAAUUUGCGAGCAUUCUUUGUCGGUUGACUGCUGUGACGGACAACGACCCUGCAACGGAUUCUGA